Messenger RNA from Fusarium keratoplasticum, 1116 nucleotides. Its product is annotated as MR-MLE domain-containing protein. The transcript has a single exon. The record is from RefSeq and is a predicted model, not a curated record. Bases 1 to 1116 code for a protein of 371 amino acids. NCBI's taxonomy places the organism in Eukaryota, Fungi, Ascomycota, Sordariomycetes, Hypocreales, Nectriaceae.
AUGUCUGAGCUCAAGAUCGCAAAGAUCGACGUCUUCCAGGCCGAGCUGCCCUACUCUGGUGGUGUCUACCGGCUUUCUGGCGGACGAGAGUACCGCAGCUUCGAUGGCACCUUCGUCCGUAUCACCACCAACACAGGCAUCGAGGGCUGGGGCGAGAGCACUCCCUUUGGCUCGACCUAUAUUGCUGCCCAUGCUCUCGGUGUGAGGGCGGGUAUCGCCGAGAUCGCCCCAUGGCUCAUCGGCCUCGACCCUCGGAGGCUGGACCGCAUCAACGAGGCUAUGGAUGCUGCUCUUGUUGGUCAUGAGCAUGCCAAGACUCCCAUCGAUAUUGCCUGCUGGGAUAUCUUUGGCAAGUCGGUCGGCCUCCCUGUGUGCGAGCUUCUCGGUGGCCGCACCAACGUGGGCCUCCCCAUCAUCUCAUCCAUCUACGUGGGCAAACCCGAAGAGAUGCGCAAGCGAGUGGCAGACCAUCGGGCAAGGGGCUACAUUGGGCACUCUGUCAAGAUCGAUGGCGAGCCAGUGGAAGACGCCAAGCGCAUCGCCGCCUCGCUGGCCGACAAACAGCCGGGCGAGUUCUUCCUUGUCGACGCCAACGGUGGCAUGACGGUCGAGACGGCCCUCCGCAUGCUGCGCCUUCUCCCCGACGGCCUCGACUUUGUCCUCGAGGCGCCCUGCGCGACGUGGCGCGAGUGCGUCUCGUUGCGGCGGAGGACCAACAUUCCCAUCCACUUUGACGAGCUCGCCACCAGCGACGCGUCCAUCGUGCACAUGAUUGCUGAUGAUGCGGCCGAGGGUUUCGGUAUCAAGAUCUCCAAGAACGGCGGCCUGACAAAGAGUCGACGUCACAGGGACAUUGCCCUCGCGGCUGGUUACACCAUGAGCUGCCAGGAGACGACUGGAUCCGAUGUCGCAUUUGCGGCUAUUGUUCACCUGGGGCAGACCAUCCCCGAGAGACACCUCCGGUGCAUUCUUGAGUGCCGUGACAUGGUCAAGGUCAAGACUGCCGACGGCAACUUCACAGUCAGGGAUGGACGUGUGCAGGCGCCCACAGAACCGGGGCUGGGCAUUACGCCUCGAAUGGAUGUGAUGGGCGAGCCUGUUGCCAGCUACUCUUGA